Messenger RNA from Selaginella moellendorffii, 1497 nucleotides. RefSeq names its product dof zinc finger protein DOF2.4-like. The transcript is spliced from 3 exons. The record is from RefSeq and is a predicted model, not a curated record. Gene Ontology annotation, molecular function: DNA-binding transcription factor activity; DNA binding. Lineage: Eukaryota; Viridiplantae; Streptophyta; Lycopodiopsida; Selaginellales; Selaginellaceae. The annotation marks the transcript as partial. Gene Ontology annotation, biological process: regulation of DNA-templated transcription.
CUCCUUUCUUUCUCUCCUCGCGAAAUUUCCAAUUCUUCUUCCUGCCGGUCGCUUCCAAUUCUCCUUGCGCAAGAUCGCCUCCAAAGGCCCCGGAAAAUGCGAAAGAUAUAGAUUUUUCUCGUUAUUCGUAGCGAAGAAGACUGAUACCCGCGCCGGGAGCGAGACAAACAGUCUACAGCGAGCCUUUGAGGUUUGCAUGUUGGUGAGCGUUCCAAGCAGCAGCGGGUCAUGCUGCUAAGCAGCUACAACCAUGAGCCGCUGCCGGGCGAUUGUUUCGAAGAGUCCUCGGCUCUCAGCUCGCAAGGCGGAGAACUAAUGCUGCCAUCGUCCAAUUCCGCCGCUGGGCCCCUGCCCAAUUGCUCCAUGCAGGUGGAGCAUGGCCUCAAAUCCUCGUCGGGUGGCGGUGGCGGUGGCGGUGGCGGCGAUCAGUCCUCGGCUCCCACUCGGGCUCUCCGGAUCAAGCCACAGCCAAACCAGGUACUCAAGUGCCCGCGCUGCAAUUCUCUCAACACCAAGUUUUGCUACUACAACAAUUACAGCCUCACGCAGCCGCGCCACUUCUGCAAGAACUGCCGGCGCUACUGGACCAAAGGUGGCGCGCUCCGCAACGUGCCAAUUGGUGGGGGCUGCAGGAAGAACAAGAGGGCCAAGCAGAACAAGAGCUCGUCGUCGGAUCAGUCGUCCACUGUCCCGGCAGUAGAGAAGGCCUCCUUUGGCGGUGGUGGCGAUCACUCCCUGGCUGGGCGACACGGGCAGCUGCUGGCCGCUUCCACGUCUAGCCUGUACGAGGACGGAAUUCACGAGCUGGCCUACUCGAGGAUCCCGCACAGCCUGCGACUGGGCGAUCACUCGGGCAGCAGCGGGCUGUCUUUCGAAAUUCCGCGAGUUCCAGGCGGUGGCGGGCACCAGGCGCCCUCGUUCAUCAAUCUCCCCGCGGGAGCUUUCGAGGCCGGGGCCGAGCACGGCCUGUCCACCGCCACGCUCAACUUCCAGGGGCUCAUGAAGCACGAGAACGGCGGGGAGUUCGCGCCCAUCUACGAGCCGUCUUUAAACUUGCUGGGCGGAGCUGGCGUGCCCGCGGCGCCGCCGCAGCUGAGCGACACCGGGCUGGGGCCGAGCGGGUUCAGCAUCGGGCUGGACAAUUUCGUGGGACUGGGACUCAACGGGGAUCUAAAGUCGUGGAGACAGCAGCAACAGCAACAGCAGCAGCAGAAGAUGACGGCUCUGGAAGGCCCGGAGCAGCAGCAGCAGCAGCAGCAGGAUGGAAUUGGGAUUGGAAUUCACCACCACCACCAUCUCCACCAGAGCUUGCUGGGCCACUUGGCCGCCGCGGAUCACGGCUCAUCCUCCGACCGGCCCCCGAAAGGAAAGUCCCAGGAUCGGAUUCACGACUCGCAGCAUUCGUCUUCGGAGUGGCAGGGCCAGCAGCAGCAGCAGCAGGAGUCAUCGUUUCUGGAGGCGGCGGCGGGAGGGGGAACAGGAGGAAGCGGCGGAGGU